This is a messenger RNA of Diaporthe batatas, 1263 nucleotides long. RefSeq lists its product as uncharacterized. The coding region runs from base 1 to 1263 and encodes 420 amino acids. Lineage: Eukaryota; Fungi; Ascomycota; Sordariomycetes; Diaporthales; Diaporthaceae. The transcript has 3 exons. The record is from RefSeq and is a predicted model, not a curated record.
AUGCCGGACCUUAACUCGGUUCCUCCAUCGCCUCGCGUUCUAGCUCUGUCCAGGCGGGCCUCAUCUCAGCAAAUGCCUCCACCACCAGCUCCCGGCCCUAGCCAGGGUCAAGGCGCCGCGCCGACCUCGACCUCGACCUCGGACCCGGCACUCAACAUCCUGCCCUCAAACCAGGCUGCCGUCAACACAGGUGCUCCCACCGCCGCUUCUCUGCCGUCGCCCCGCCUUGUCGCGACUGGCAGCGCACACCCACCUGCAGAUGCGUCGUCUCAGGCCCAGGGCCCGGGGCCCACGCGCCACCCGCAAACCAUCACAGUUGCUGAUCUCCACCAGCAGUUCGAGAAAGAGCAGGAGGCAGUGGUCAACCGUCUCCAGCGUGAACUCGAAAUCCUUAGACAGCAAAAUGAUGCGUCCUCCGCCUCAGCCAGUGACUCGGGCGCCGAAUUACCCACCUCUACAAUUCCCAUAAUACCAGAUGGCAGACAACAUCUGAUCUCUGGAUCUGGGUUUAGCAUACCAUCUCAGACUAGCGGACGUGAGAGACGCCACACUAGAAGCGGAUCGAGCGCGAGCGCACGAAGUAUCGCAGCAACGACAGGAAGCACAUCCGUGGUUAACAUCACUUCACCAGCGCCCAUCAGGCCAGGCGCCACCUCUCUGAGCCGUCAGAAUAGUACUCAAAGCCAUUCGAGGCAAAGUCUCAGUAGCUCCCCUGCGCACGCCAGCUCGUUUGCGAGCUCGCACAUGGCGGACGCCGCUCAUGGUGGCUACUUCCACUACCGCUCGGCAACGGGCGCAUCCUCGCAUAGCCUGUCACACGCCCAGGCCACACCAGGUUCUGCCUCGGCAGAUAUGAGGUCACCCAGCAUGAUGCCUGUCACUUCAAGAUAUGAAGAGACUGCAUUCCACCGUCAGGAGUUGGAGACGGUCAAGCGAGAGAACGACGCUCUCAAGCAAAGGAUCAGGGAGCUGGAGCGUUUGGUUCGUGAGCGCAGGGCGAGCGACGCCAGUACCAGGCCUCGCAGUGAGAGUGUUAGUACCACAGCGAGCGUGAACGUCACUGGCGGGGGGGCCGGCAUUGCGCCUCCUAGGGGCGACAGAGUGACCAGCAUGCUGAGCACUGCUGGGAGUACGACUGGGAGCGUCGCCGUGGGAGUGCCAGAGGAUGAACUACGAGUCGGACAGAGCGCCGCCAGCGCCGGCGUGGGUACGGCAGGCGCUCCAGCGCCGACCAGCCAGCAGAACCCAGCACCGGGUGCUUAA